UUACAACUUAAGCUCAGUUCAUUCCCUUUCUUAUAGUGAAAUGCCUAUUCGUUCAUUAAAAAUGAUUAUUACUUCUUUAAUGCCGUUUCUUUCCCAUUUUCUUAACAAACUAGAAUCUAAAAACUGAUCGAAAGUGCUUGAUUUGCUAGCACUGCAUAGUGGAAUGUUCCUAUUGGUUUGUUAAUGAAGAGAGAAUAACUUCCUGGUUAAUGGUAAUUUUUAAGAACUUUAAAAAAUAUUAAAAUAUGAAGUAAAGUUAUUCAUACUAUAAUUUUAAAUUUUACCAAAAAUAUUACUCCUGUGGUGUCCAUUUAAUUUGACAUUAUACGACACGCAGUGCAUGCGGAUUUAGAUUGUUGACAAUUGUGCAACACAAACAACACAUCACCGCGGAAAGGAGGGCCCCUUAAUUCUACCUCCUUUUCCAAUUUUUCGCUUUUUAUUGUUAAGUAAAAUGAGAUAAAAUAGUGUAAUAAUUGUUACCUUACCUUCAGGGCUUGUGUUUAAGUAAAACAGUUCACUGCUCGAAGCAACCGGCACGCCAUGCGACCGCCUGGUGUUAGUAUGCGGUUAUGUAAAAUGUUCCCACUGGUUGGGAAUGUGGUCCGGAAUGCCGGUUCUGCGACAUUGCACCAUCGAUCCUACUGCACGCCGGUUGUAAAUAUUUUCGAUCGCAAUGUGAAACGUCUGCAACGGGAACGAGCUGCCAAACGUGACGAUGUGGAGCUGUACGAUUACAUCAAGGAGGAGGUGGGCUACCGGCUGGCCGACCGUAUCUUCGACAUCAAGCGCCAGUUUACGAAUGCGGUCGAUCUCGGUGCCGGCCGUGGGUACGUCACCAACCACGUGCUGGGCGAAACGGUCCAGAAGCUAACCGCCAUCGACCUCAGCCCGGCAAUGCUGGCCCAAAUCAAGGGUUCGCCCGGGCUGGACUUUAGCGUGCGCGAGAUGGACGAGGAGCGGUUCGCGUUCGAGCCGGAUUCGCUCGAUCUGGUCGUGUCCAGCCUGAGCAUGCACUGGAUCAACGAUCUGCCGGCCUGCUUUCGGGCGGUGAAUCGUGCCCUCAAACCGGACGGCGUGUUUAUCGGGGCCAUGUUCGGCGGGGACACGCUGUACGAGCUGCGGUCGGCCCUGCAGCUGGCGGAGCAGGAGCGAAGGGGUGGCCUCGCGCCGCACGUUUCCCCCUUCACGCAGAUCCGGGACGUGGGCAUGCUGCUGAACCGGGGCGGCUUCACCAUGCUGACGAUCGACACGGACGAGCUGGUGAUCGGGUAUCCGUCCAUGUACGAGCUGAUGUUCGACCUGCAGGGGAUGGCGGAGAGUAAUGCGGCGUUCAACCGACCGCUGCACGUGGGGCGGGAUACGCUGAUGGCGGCGGCCGCCAUUUACCGGGACAUGUACGCCCGCAAGGAGGAGGGCGUGUCGGCCACGUUCCAGAUCAUUUUCUUCGUCGGGUGGAAACCGUGCGCUAGUCAGCCGCAGCCGGCAGAGCGCGGAUCGGGCACGGUUUCGCUGAAGGAUCUCGGGAAGGUGAUGACGCCAAAGGGUGCCGGCAGUUCGGGAUGUAAAAGUUGAGCCGGGGAAGCGAAAUCGGGGAAGCGGUUUAAAGUUCAAGACCACGUUUAUUAAUGUAAUAUAUAUAGGAAAAGGAUGGUGGUGCAGAAAUGUUCUUUUUUUUUGGUUUGCAAGUUUUUUUAUACCCAAUCACACUAUUCACUAUCAGAGCUGACGACAACAAGAAGAUAGAAAAAAUGAACAGCACAAAAACACGCUCCUGCGCGCCUACUUUGAUGUCCUAUUUUCUACGCGUGUCUCCCUUCCCAACCGUCGGUUCCUUGUUUUGUUUUUUUUUGUUUAAACUCAAACUCAACGUAACGAAAUUACUUAUAAAAUAAGUGAUUAUAAUAUGUGUGUAACGAAGCAAUAAAAUAAAAUAGACACUGCGAGACGCAAAAAAAA
Molecule: messenger RNA, 1959 nt
Organism: Anopheles gambiae (African malaria mosquito)
Lineage: Eukaryota; Metazoa; Arthropoda; Insecta; Diptera; Culicidae
Product: arginine-hydroxylase NDUFAF5, mitochondrial
Exons: 2
Coding region: 544-1575 (343 amino acids)
Biological process (GO): mitochondrial respiratory chain complex I assembly
Cellular component (GO): mitochondrion
Molecular function (GO): S-adenosylmethionine-dependent methyltransferase activity
Source: RefSeq, a predicted model, not a curated record